AUGACUCUGUACCAUGUGUCAGGGAAAUGCUUCAUCUCCAGUGGGACGUUCUACACGAAAUGGGGAAAUUGCGUUUAUAUCGAAAGUCGCCGGCCGAACACGCCCUAUUUCAUCUGCAGCAUUCAAGACUUCAAACUGAGCAAGAGGGACCAUCUGCUGAUGAACGUCAAGUGGUACUACCGCCAGUCCGAGGUGCCCGACUCAGUGUACCAGCACCUGGUGCAGGACAGGCACAACGAGAACGACUCGGGCCGGGAGCUGGUGAUCACUGACCCCGUGAUCAAGAACCGCGAGCUCUUCAUCUCCGACUACGUGGACACCUACCACGCUGCUGCCCUGAGAGGGAAGUGCAACAUCUCCCAUUUCUCUGACAUAUUUGCUGCUAGAGAGUUCAAGGCACGAGUGGAUUCAUUUUUCUACAUCCUGGGCUAUAAUCCAGAGACCAGGAGGUUAAACAGUACCCAAGGUGAAAUCAGAGUGGGACCCAGCCACCAGGCCAAGCUCCCUGAGCUGCAGCCGUUCCCGUCCCCGGACGGGGACACGGUGACACAGCACGAGGAGCUGGUGUGGAUGCCAGGAGUCAACGACUGCGACCUGCUGAUGUACCUCAGGGCAGCCAGGAGCAUGGCAGCCUUUGCAGGGAUGUGUGACGGGGGAUCCACGGAGGAUGGAUGCGUGGCUGCCUCGCGGGACGACACCACCCUCAACGCCCUGAACACACUACAUGAAAGUAACUACGACGCUGGAAAAGCCCUGCAGCGCUUGGUGAAGAAACCUGUGCCAAAGCUGAUUGAGAAGUGUUGGACUGAAGAUGAAGUGAAACGGUUUAUUAAGGGGUUGAGGCAGUACGGCAAGAACUUCUUCAGAAUCCGAAAGGAGUUGCUUCCCAAUAAGGAGACCGGGGAGCUGAUCACCUUCUAUUACUACUGGAAGAAGACCCCCGAGGCGGCGAGCUCGCGCGCGCACCGGCGGCACCGGCGCCAGGCCGUGUUCCGCAGGAUCAAAACCCGCACGGCCUCCACCCCGGUCAACACCCCCUCCAGACCCCCCUCCAGCGAGUUCUUGGACCUGAGCUCGGCCAGUGAAGAUGACUUUGACAGCGAGGACAGCGAGCAGGAGCUGAAGGGCUACGCCUGCCGCCACUGCUUCACCACCACCUCCAAGGACUGGCACCACGGGGGCCGGGAGAACAUUCUGCUGUGCACGGACUGUCGGAUCCACUUCAAGAAGUACGGGGAGCUGCCGCCCAUCGAGAAGCCCGUGGACCCCCCACCCUUUAUGUUCAAGCCUGUGAAAGAGGAAGAUGAUGGCCUCAGUGGGAAGCAUAGCAUGAGGACACGGCGCAGUCGAGGCUCGAUGUCGACCCUACGCAGUGGCAGGAAGAAGCAGGCAGCCAGCCCCGAUGGCCGCGCCUCGCCCAUCGCCGAGGACGUGCGCUCCAGCGGCCGCAACUCGCCCAGCGCCGCCAGCACCUCCAGCAACGACAGCAAGGCCGAGUCUGUCAAGAAAUCCACCAAGAAGAUAAAGGAAGAGGUAUCUUCUCCUCUCAAGAACUCCAAGAGGCAGCGGGAAAAGGCAGCAUCAGACACGGAAGAGCCUGACAGGUCCAAUGCCAAAAAAUCCAAAACUCAAGAGAUCAGCAGGCCCAACUCCCCGUCGGAGGGAGAGGGCGAAGGCGAGAGCUCGGACAGCCGCAGCGUCAACGACGAGGGGAGCAGCGACCCCAAGGACAUCGACCAGGACAACCGCAGCACGUCCCCCAGCAUCCCCAGCCCCCAGGACAACGAGAGCGACUCGGAUUCCUCCGCUCAGCAGCAAGUGCUGCAGGCGCAGCCCCAAGCGCUGCAGGCCCCGAGCGGCUCUGCCCAGGCUGCCGCUCCCACCCCGCCGGUGCCGGCCCCGCUGCCGGCGCUGCCGCCCGCGUCCAGCGCGGCCGCGGCCCCCGCGCAGGGGUCACCGCCGCCCCCCGCCCCCCCCGCUCCCCACUCGCACAUCCAGCAGGCCCCCGCGCUGCACCCGCCGAGGCUGCCGUCUCCCCACGCUCCCCUGCAGCCCCUGCAGCCCCAGAGCCAGCCCGCGCCCGCCCCGGCGCAGCCGCACGCGCAGCCCCCGCUGCACGGCCAGCCCCAGCCUGCCCCUCACAGCCUGCAGGCCCAGCCGCUGCUGCCCCACGCCGGGCCUGCCCAGCCCUUCUCCCUGCCCGCCCAGCCAGCUCAGUCUCAGGUGCCCCUCCAGACGCAAGCCCCGUCCCACUCGCACUCGGGGCUGCAGGUGACGCAGCCCGUGCUGCCCAGCACGGCCUCGCUGCAGCCGGCGCAGCCGCCCCGCGAGCAGCCGCUGCCGCCCGCCCCCAUGGCCAUGCCUCACAUCAAACCUCCCCCCACCACGCCCAUCCCGCAGCUGCCCACCGCUCCGGCCCACAAGCACCCUCCCCAUCUCUCCGGGCCGUCUCCGUUCUCCAUGAACUCCAACUUGCCUCCGCCGCCCGCUCUGAAGCCGCUGAGCUCGCUGAGCACUCACCACCCUCCGUCCGCACACCCUCCUCCCCUGCAGCUGAUGCCUCAGAGCCAGCCGCUGCAAUCCUCGCAAGCCCAGCCUCCCGUUCUGACCCAGAGCCAGAGCCUUCCUCCUCCUGCCAGUCACCCCCCCUCUGGACUCCAUCAGGUUUCCUCCCAGCCGCCCUUCUCUCAGCACCCCUUUGUGCCCGGGGGCCCCCCUUCCAUCACGCCUCCUUCGUGCCCCUCCACUUCCACGCCGCCCACCGUGCCUGGCAUCCCUCUGCAGACCCCCAUCUCCACGUCAGCAGCUUCUAGUGGGACAGUGCCCGUGGUGACAGCCUGCACGCUGCCACCCAUCCAGAUCAAGGAGGAGGUCCCUGAUGAAGCUGAGGAGCCAGAGAGCCCUCCACCCCCACCCCGGAGUCCAUCCCCAGAGCCCACCGUGGUGGAUAUCCCCAGUCACGCCAGUCAGUCAGCCAGGUUCUAUAAGCACCUGGACCGUGGCUACAAUUCAUGCUCCAGGGCAGACCUGUACUUCAUGCCUCUGGCAGGAUCCAAACUGGCCAAGAAGAGAGAAGAGGCCAUCGAAAAGGCCAAAAGGGAAGCGGAGCAGAAAGCCAGGGAAGAGAGGGAAAGAGAAAAAGAAAAAGAGAAGGAGAGAGAGAGGGAGCGUGAGCGCGAGAGAGAAGCGGAACGAGCUGCGCAGAAGGUGUCCAGCUCCUCCCACGAGGGCCGUCUCGGCGAGUCCCAGCUCAGCGGGCCGGCCCACAUGAGGCCUUCCUUCGAGCCCCCCCCGACCACCAUCGCGGCCGUGCCCCCCUACAUCGGGCCGGACACGCCGGCGCUACGGACGCUGAGCGAGUACGCGCGGCCCCACGUCAUGUCCCCGACCAACCGCAACCACCCCUUCUUCGUGCCCCUCAACCCCACGGACCCGCUGCUGGCCUACCACAUGCCCGGCCUCUACAACGUGGACCCCACCAUCCGCGAGCGGGAGCUGCGCGAGCGCGAGAUCCGCGAGCGCGAGAUCCGCGAGCGGGAGCUGCGCGAGAGGAUGAAGCCCGGCUUCGAGGUGAAGCCCCCGGAGCUGGACGCGCUGCACCCUGCCACCAACCCCAUGGAGCAUUUCGCCAGGCACGGGGCACUGACUAUCCCACCCACGGCGGGGCCUCACCCCUUCGCCUCCUUCCACCCGGGGCUGAACCCCCUGGAGAGGGAGAGACUGGCGCUGGCGGGGCCGCAGCUGCGGCCGGAGAUGAGCUACCCGGACAGGCUGGCGGCCGAGCGCAUCCACGCCGAGCGCAUGGCCUCGCUCACCAACGACCCCCUGGCGCGGCUGCAGAUGUUCAACGUCACCCCCCACCACCACCAGCACUCACACAUACACUCGCAUCUACACCUACACCAGCAGGACCCCCUACACCAAGGCUCAGCAGGACCUGUUCAUCCCCUGGUGGAUCCUUUAGCAGCUGGACCCCACCUGGCACGUUUUCCAUACCCACCUGGGACCAUCCCCAACCCAUUGCUAGGGCAGCCACCUCACGAGCAUGAAAUGCUCCGACAUCCAGUCUUUGGUACUCCCUACCCUCGGGAUCUGCCUGGUGCCAUUCCACCUCCCAUGUCAGCAGCCCACCAGCUGCAGGCCAUGCACGCCCAGUCCGCAGAGCUGCAGAGACUGGCAAUGGAGCAGCAGUGGUUGCACGGGCACCCUCACAUGCACGGUGGGCACCUACCCAGUCAGGAAGAUUAUUACAGUCGACUGAAAAAAGAAGGCGACAAACAGUUGUAAUAAAUUAUUUAUUUGUAACGCUGGCUAUGGAAACCCCAGUCCUUGGGAAGGAGUGGAACAUUUUUACAUACAAGAAGAGCUACAAAAGGAAAAGAAUAUCUUAUAAAGAUUUCUUUAUAUAUUUAAAACAGAAGCAGCCACCCAACAAGUAGAGACUUAUCAGCAUAGUGUUCAUUUGUAGAGAAGAUUUCUCAAGACUGGUGUGGGUCUCCCUGCAUGAAAACGUAUUCAGAAGCCUAUUGGAAAUACAGGACUGUGUGGAAUAUUCAGAGAACUUCCUGCAAUCUUGGUUUUUUUUUUUUUCCUUUUCUUUUCUUACUAGUUUGUUUUCAGUAGGUGCUAGAAUCAGGUUCACAACACAAGUCACUGUGCGUGAAGGGACACUCAAUGCAUCUAUAGGUAAUUAAAAAAAAAAACAAGGAUUGCAAGUAGGUGACAUAACAAGCUCUGAAUCCAAGUGCUAUAAUAAUAAAAAAAAUCUACUUUUAUUUUAAUACAUUGUAGGAAAUCUUCAUAAUUUUAAAGAGAGCUCAGUUCUGCAGCAUGGCUUUUUAAGUCUGUAAAUAACUUUUUUUGGGUAGAGGGGAGAAACAAAACAAAACAAACUCCAGAAACGUUUAUCUUGAUUUUCAGUAACAUCACAAAUUGUGAAUUCCUACCUGGUAUUGACAGAAUACAGAGUUGAUUUUUUAAUAAAAUAUAUAUAUAUAAUUAUCCCUUUAAUUAAAGGGAAUGAUGGGUAUCAAUAAUUUCAAAUGGGUAAAAGCUUGACAUUUGGUUUGAUAUCAACAAUAAGCAUUAAAGGGAUUUGCAGGGAUAAUGUUGCAAAUGACUGUUUCUGUUCUUGGUUUUUUGGUUGGUUUGGUCGUUUGGGGGUUUUUGUUCGUGUUCCAUCUCUCUGUUCUGCAGCUGAUUUUGUUGAGUUGGGUUUCUCAGCAGCUCAGAUGUCCCUUGGACCCCGCUGACCCUUUUGGUGCCACCUUCAACAGUUCAUUUCCAGUGUGGCCAUAAAACGCUUCUUUCCCGUGACCUUUUGAAACUUAAUCCAGCUCCACUGGGCAGAAAGUUCAGAGAAACAAUCUGUCCUAAAAAUCUCUUUUUAAAGAUGUUCCAGGGUUCUGUGCUUGGGGAGGACGUGCCUUUCCUGGCCUCCUGUCUGAUAAAUUCCUAAGAAAAGUGGGCUUGGCAGCUUGGUUUUCAUGGAGUUGUGUUGCAAAGACCAGUCUGUUUUUCUCUUUGUUUGAGUUUGGGUUUUUCUAAGCAAAAACUGCUUAACUGCCACCAGUGUUGUGUCCCCGAGCUCGGAGUGCUCUGGGCCAGGACACUUUGUGCCUCCCCACCCACAGUCCCUGCAGGGUGGCUCCUCUGGGCCACUUCCCACCAGGAUGGGGAGAGGAGAGGAAUUCACAGCGAGCAUUCAAGGAGGCAGCUCUGCUUACAAGUCAGAUUUUUAACCUUUUUUUCCCCUCAGUUUUGCCACAGUUUUUCUUUGCUGGAGCAGAGGGUGAUGUGACCGAGGGACAUCUGAAGCUGCUGGUGAUUUUUUUCUGCUGGUGCACAACUGCCCCCGUUCUCUCUCUCCACUCACAGUGCUCUCUGCUGCUGUAGCCUGUUCAGUGUGAUGGUUGUGUCCUAGGACUGCCCUGAGCCACUCUGAUGAGGUUGUAGUUAAUCAGCUGCAGGCACAGUGCUCAUCCCCCUCCUGCUGCUCAGCCCGUUCCCCACUUAAAAACUCUUCCAGGCCCACUAAGGCAAGAGUGGAGGGGAUUUUCCUGCUGGAAUUCCCUCGUUGCUGUGCCCCAGUGCAGAUCUCAGUGCUGAAGCCCUGCUGAGGUGUUCCACCAGCCCUGCUGUGUUUCACUCUGGGUGAAGGUGUGGGGAGGGACACGUUCUGUUCCUGGCCAGUCCAGGAUCCAGGGAGGUGAAGUCCUUGUCCUUGUGGCUGUGGGCAGGGAUGGGAUGAGAAGGUUUCCUUGGGGAACAGGGAUGAUUUUUGCUCAGGGCUGAGCAGCCAGGAGGGUGGGCCUGCUCAGCAGAGAGUGCCUCAGUGUGCUGUAAAGGGCUCAUCAGGCACAUCUCAGUUCAGCUUCUCCCCUCCUUUUGUUCUGCUGUGUGGAACUGGGGAGUCUGGGAGAGUUCAGCCAUUUCUUCUGACCCUUCUCUUGCUGUUUUUUAGCCAUAGUUCUUCAGAUAAAGGAAAGCUAAUUCCCUCCAGUGGUCUUCUCUGUAUUCCUUAUUUUUCAGCUGAAAUUACAGUCUGUUUUAAAGUUGUUCACUGAUUUAUUCUUGUUUUUCCCAGAAGAGCAUUCUAAUAAUUUAUGGGAGCUUUUUUGUUCACAUCAUUCAGCAAAUAAGCACUGAAAUUCCUCAGUUUUAGCCCAGUGAUUAACUACAACUUUACCUGCAGUGGCUUCUGAAGCCGUCUCGGUGUUCGAUGCCCUGUUUUUAAAAAAAAAAACAACCCAGACCUUUUGAUUUUCUUUCAAGAAAUCUCUCUUUAUUUUUCCUCUGUUCCGAAAGUUUAUUUUAAAAUUUUGCUUUAGUGUUUUUGAAACGUCUCUCUUGUUCUAUGUCGUCAUGGUUGAGCUUGUUUCACUGCACCGUUCGAGCAGAGUGUACAUUCUGACUGCUACAUUUAUAUAUAUCUUGAAGCUUAAUGUAUAUAUGAGUAGUUUGCCAUGGGAUAACACAGUGUAAACAGAGUAGAAACCCAGAAAUCGUGACUUCUGUGUUCUCUCCAUUUGAGUAUUUUGUAAUUUUUUUGAAAUAUUUGUGGACAUAAAUAAAACCAAGCUACACUACAGCAGCCAGGUUUUGCCUGCAAGUGAAA
Pyrgilauda ruficollis (rufous-necked snowfinch) is the source of this 7117-nucleotide messenger RNA. RefSeq names its product arginine-glutamic acid dipeptide repeats (gene RERE). Gene Ontology annotation, molecular function: chromatin binding; transcription corepressor activity; sequence-specific DNA binding. The transcript is spliced from 22 exons. Gene Ontology annotation, cellular component: nucleus. The record is from RefSeq and is a predicted model, not a curated record. NCBI's taxonomy places the organism in Eukaryota, Metazoa, Chordata, Aves, Passeriformes, Passeridae. Gene Ontology annotation, biological process: regulation of DNA-templated transcription. The coding region runs from base 1 to 4287 and encodes 1428 amino acids.